GUGAAAAUAGUAUUUCUUCUGUCCUAGUAAUAAGCCGUUUGUGAUGACGUCAUUUAUUAGAGCCGAGUAAAUUGACGGGCUUUAGGACCCAAAGAUGUUUACGCGGUGUCACGACACUCAGAUGCAGGGCAGCUGGACUGGGCGCAUCAGAAUAACUACAGUAUUAGAACCAGGGUUAAUCCGACCCUGGCCUGCCACCAGGUGUGACGGGCUGUUACCCAGUAAGGAGAUCUUACUGGAUGGGAGGACGCAUAAUGAGCGGGAAGAGUCUGCUGCUGAAGGUAAUCCUGCUGGGGGACGGUGGAGUCGGCAAAUCCUCCUUGAUGAACCGUUACGUCACAGACCGCUUUGACUCGCAGUCCUUUCACACCAUUGGUGUGGAGUUCCUCAAUCGAGACCUGGAGGUGGAUGGACGCCUGGUCACUCUUCAGAUCUGGGACACAGCAGGUCAGGAGCGCUUCAAGUCCUUGCGCACACCCUUCUACCGCGGCGCCGACUGCUGCCUCCUCACGUUUGCCGUGAACGACCUGCAGAGCUUUCAGAACCUGGGCUGCUGGAAGAAGGAGUUUAUGUACUACUCUGACGUGAAGGAUCCCGAGCGGUUCCCCUUCGUUGUGCUCGGCAAUAAGGUCGACAUGGAACAGAGGGAGGUUGGAGAAGAUGAGGCGCGGGCAUGGUGUGAGGAGAACGGAUGCUGUCCUUACUUUGAGACCAGCGCCAAGGAUGACACUAAUGUCACGGCUGCGUUUGAGGCAGCUGUCAGGGAGGUGCUGGCUGCUGAAGACCAGAUCGACCACACACUUCUGAGCAGUACUAUUGAUCUCCACGGAAACCGCAAAACCUCUCGCACGUCCUGCUGCUGAAUGUCAGGUGUGAAUCCACCUGGUCCUAAUCUCUCUGGCUCCAACUUUGCCCGAGGCGGUUUUGAGAGCCUUUCAGAUUUUUUUUUAUGGUACUUGUGCUAUUAGGUACUGAGUGCAGUAUACAGUACAGAUAAUAUGGAUUAGAUAGAGAACCUGUGAGAAGGUCAGUGUCAAGGACUGGGGCUUUAGUCUAGAUCGUUGACUUCUCACUCUAACCAAGGUACAGACUCACUCUGCUGCUUUCACUGGUGUUGCACAAGAAUAUUUCACCAAGCUUUCGCUCAGAGUUCUCGUUCAGGGUGUUGUGCGUCUGACGGUGGUUUCAAAGCAUUUUGGUUUAAUCAGAGAAAUUGCAAUUUUAAUUAACUCAGUGAAGAUACCAGUCUCCUAUUGAAGAGCACACUCUACUUUGGACACAGCGACAUGCAGCUGCUUUCGGAACUGCUUGAGUUUUUGGUCCACGAGGACUGAACACACAAUGGCCUUCAUUUCUUUUUAGAGAUGUUGACUGUGACCAAUGUUGUCUGAGGUACAAAGACACAGAAUGAAUGCUGCACACAAAAAAAGGGGACAUGUCCUUGUUUGCCUUCAGAGAGAGAGAAAGAGAAAGAGAGAGAGUGGAUUUGUGAGUAUUAGUUUUGUAACUCUGACUUCGGCGUUGGUGCUGAGCUGCUGUGAUGCUCUGAUUUAUGAGAUCAACAGACGGUUACCAUUGCCUUUGCUGUUGAGGUAGACGGACUGAAACUGCUUUAUGGUGUGAUCAGGAUUAUGAGCAGUCAGUGCAGUGGACCUAAGAAACAGAGUGCAUUAUUUUGUUCAGGUUAUUUCUGUGGAAAACAAAACACGGACUGAAUAAUUGAUGCAGUUCAUCAAUGUCACCAAACGGCAUAUCCUGCAAAACCUCUGUGAACUAAAAAUCUCUAACCUUAAAAGCAACUUUUAUUAACAUAACAGGUGAUAAACUCAAGCUAAAUGUUAUAGAAGAGAACUAAUCUUAAUCUUUGAUUUAAUUCCUGAUGAUCCAAAACUAAACACACUAUCUGAAAAGGCACAAGUUUGUGUUCAUUCCGUGGUUUGUCACCAGAUUAUUAACAUUUCUAAUCUCAGUUUUGGUACCUCUCCUCCUGUUUGGAAUUCCAUAGACUUCGCUGCAGAAGCAACUCUUUAGUUCUUUUCAUUUUGUUUUUGGAAAAGUAUAUUUACAUCAUUUAAAGUCUGUAGUUUGUUUGUUGACCUUGUUUGGUGUGCACACUAGAGGUUUGUGUUUGAUCAAGAUUACAGAAAACUCGCUCUAAGUUGGUACACUUCCUAAAAAUGUCAUUUUAGAAAAAUGGCAAUUUGAUAAUGCAUUUUCUUAGAAAAUGUCAAAAGACUUUCAGUAUUUUUACUCAACGUAAUGGUCACAUUCAUCUCUGGGUCACAUUCUGUUUUAAUAUUUAAUAUUAUCUUUAUUUUUGGCCCAUUAUUUUUGGAAUAUUGAGCUGCAUGAUGCAUGCAUUUAAAAUAGAAAAACCAAUCUGGACUGCAGGCAGGACAGUCAAGCACAUGAUUGUCCAACUGGCCUGCUGAAAAAAAAAAUCUCCGGACUGUUUUGGAAAACCUGUGUGUCACGUCAGUGUUGGUUCUCUGUCGUCCGGGUCCUUUUAUCUGAAGCAGUUUGUUAGACGGCGGCAGAACUGUCUUGGUUUCUCGAUGAUGUUUUCACCUCUCGUCCAAGAGUCUUCCUCAGUUCUGAAGAAGUUCUGAUGAAGCCUCUUCUGAAGUGCAAAGGUUUAAGUGCAGACCUGCUUGCACUGAAUGUGUGCUGUGUUAAAGGCAUUUCCUUUAGGAACCGUACCAACUUUUCUGUGAGUGGCAGUGUUUUAUUAUUCAGUAUUUUAUUUUUCUCACCGUCGGUUUGUCGUCGUUUUGUGUUCCAUUACAUACACUGUGCUGUCAGUGUGGUCAUAUCCUAGGUCUCAGUUGACCAUAGUAUAUUACAUAAGAGUAUUCAGAAAACUUGCAGAUGUUUCUCCUAAUGGUACUUUUCUCUUUUUUCCCAGUAUUUGUACAUAAAGGUUUACUACCCAGGGGAUGAACUUUAACUACUUAAACUAUGUAGUUUUACCUGCUGUGGUCCAAAAGCCAGUGUUGUUUUCAUCUGAAUUUUAAUGCUUCAAACUGAGUUGAAAAGAUUUAUCAAUUCAUUUUUUUAACCAUUUUUCUGUUGCUGCUUGAACGGUACAUUUUGUUGUUUGUUUUUUUCUUAGCAGAGAAAGCGAUGACAUAAGUAGGAAACUAGCAUUCUUCUUCUUCUUGUUCAUCUUCUUUCUUUCUCUUUCCAAUGGCCUCGGCCUUAGAAAACGUUUGCUUCUCCAUCGAACGGUUGCAUCCUCCUGUGUGCAUGCCGAUGAAAAGUGAACAUUACCAGAGUUUCACUGUGAAAAUGAGCGGGGGAGUAAGGGAGUAAGGGAGGGGUGAAACUGUACAAUGAUGAUAUUGAUGGAAUUACACGGUUCUUUGUUUUAAUGCAGACCUAUAAUUCACGCGUGUGUGUGUUCAUGGUCGUUGUUAAAACGUGUGUUUGAGAAGUGGUGCUCGGGGAGUUUUAUGAGAGUUUAUUAACUGUGAACUGAUUUUGGCAUUUGAACAGAAUGGAGCUGUUAGCCUGCGUUAAUUGCAGGCCAGAAACCGGGGGCUGAGGUUUGGUCGUUUGUCAGCGUUAAUACUUUCUGAAUUAAAACAGAAGCGUUCGUUUUCUUACUGGACGACUUUACCGUUCAGAGCAUGUAGCCGAACGCAGUGUUUACCUUAAGAGGGAGUGCGUAUUUACUGUACAAGCUGGUAUCAUAACGGUGUGUAGCUCUCAUUUGUCAUUGAGUCUAAUGUCAGUGUUUUGUUUCAUUUUUGAACUGUUUUAAAAAACUGUACUAUUUAAAUAUGAAUGUGAACGCUCAAUUCUCUGGCCUGUCCUCACUGUCGGCUAAUGUAAAUCGCAAAGGGCAUUAAUUGUAUGGCGAUUGUCGUCCGUUUUACUCCGUACUUACCCCACGUGUGUGUGUGAUGUAAGAUGUGUGAACGUUAGGACUUUUCAUCUCUUGUUGAUCCAAUCCUCAGCUUCCCUUACACCUCUCUUUUUGCACUACAAUGGAUACGCCUGAUUCUGCCAACAUGCUGGCAAAGUAUUGAAUACCCUCCAGUGCUUGGCUACAAAUAAAACAUGAGGCGAACCAAAGGGAAA
This is a messenger RNA of Cynoglossus semilaevis (tongue sole), 4083 nucleotides long. RefSeq names its product RAB9B, member RAS oncogene family (gene rab9b). Gene Ontology annotation, biological process: Rab protein signal transduction; retrograde transport, endosome to Golgi. Bases 240 to 863 code for a protein of 207 amino acids. Gene Ontology annotation, molecular function: GTP binding; GTPase activity. Gene Ontology annotation, cellular component: lysosome; late endosome; phagocytic vesicle. The record is from RefSeq and is a predicted model, not a curated record. The transcript has 2 exons. Lineage: Eukaryota; Metazoa; Chordata; Actinopteri; Pleuronectiformes; Cynoglossidae.